Hyaena hyaena (striped hyena) is the source of this 3281-nucleotide messenger RNA. It is a transcript of the gene BMPER, whose product is annotated as BMP binding endothelial regulator. The record is from RefSeq and is a predicted model, not a curated record. Gene Ontology annotation, molecular function: protein binding. The transcript is spliced from 15 exons. Bases 1 to 2058 code for a protein of 685 amino acids. NCBI's taxonomy places the organism in Eukaryota, Metazoa, Chordata, Mammalia, Carnivora, Hyaenidae.
AUGCUCUGGUUCUCCGGCGUCAGGGCUCUGGCUGAGCGUCCCUGCCGGCGCUCGCCCGGGAUUACCUGCUGCGUCUUGCUGCUGCUCAAUUGCUCGGGGGUCCCCAUGUCUCUGGCUUCCUCCUUCUUGACAGGUUCUGUUGCAAAAUGUGAAAAUGAAGGUGAAGUCCUCCAGAUUCCAUUUAUCACAGACAACCCUUGUAUAAUGUGUGUCUGCUUGAACAAGGAAGUGACCUGUAAGAGAGAGAAGUGCCCAGUGCUGUCGAGAGACUGUGCCCUGGCCAUCAAGCAGAGGGGAGCCUGUUGUGAGCGGUGCAAAGGUUGCACCUAUGAAGGAAGUACCUAUAACAGCUCCUUCAGGUGGCAGAGUCCUGCACAACCCUGUGUUCUACGUCAGUGCCAGGAAGGUGUUAUCACAGAGUCUGAGGUGCGAUGUGUUGUUCAUUGUAAAAACCCUUCCAAGCAUCUGGGAACGUGCUGCCCCACAUGUCCAGGUUGUGUGUUUGAAGGUGUGCAGUACCGAGAAGGAGAGGAAUUUCGGCCAGAAGGAAACAAAUGCACCAUGUGUUCCUGUGUUGGAGGCAGGACACAGUGCGUGAGAGAAGUCUGUCCCAUUCUCUCCUGUCCUCAGCACCUUAGCCACAUUCCCCCAGGACAGUGCUGCCCCAAAUGUUUGGGUCAGAGGAAAGUGUUUGACCUCCCAUUUGGAAGCUGCCUCUUUCGCAGUGAUGUUUAUGACAAUGGAUCUUCAUUUCUCUAUGAUAACUGCACAGCAUGCACCUGCCGGGACUCCACCGUGGUAUGUAAGAAGAAAUGUUCCCACCCUGGUGGCUGCGUCAGAGGGGAGGAGAGCUGCUGUGAAGAGUGCCUCCUGCGAGUGCCCCCAGAAGACGUCAAAGUGUGCAAGUUUGGCAACAAGGUGUUUCGGGAUGGAGAGAUGUGGUCCUCUGUUAAUUGCACCAUCUGUGCUUGUGUGAAGGGCAAGACAGAGUGUCGAAAGAAGCAGUGUGUUCCCAUCAGCAGCUGCCCGCAGGGUAAAAUUCUCAACAGAAAAGGAUGCUGUCCUAUUUGCACUGAAAAGCCCGGCGUUUGCACGGUAUUCGGAGAUCCCCACUACAACACUUUUGACGGACGGACAUUUAACUUUCAGGGGACGUGUCAGUACGUUUUGACAAAAGACUGCUCCUCCCCUGCCUCGCCCUUUCAGGUGCUGGUGAAGAACGACGCGCGCAGGACCCGCUCCUUCUCCUGGACCAAGUCGGUGGACCUGGUGCUGGGCGCCAGCACCGUCAGCCUCCAGCAGCACUUGACCGUGCGCUGGAACGGCUCGCGCAUCGCGCUGCCCUGCCAGGCGCCGCAGUUCCACAUUGACCUUGAUGGCUACCUCCUGAAAGUGACAACCAAAGCAGGUUUGGAAAUAUCCUGGGAUGGAGACAGUUUUGUCGAAGUCAUGGCUGCCCCUCAUCUCAAGGGCAAACUCUGUGGUCUUUGUGGCAACUACAAUGGACAUAAGCGUGAUGAUUUAAUUGGCGGAGAUGGAAACUUCAAGUUUGAUGUGGAUGACUUUGCUGAAUCCUGGAGGGUAGAAUCCAAUGAGUUCUGCAACAGACCUCGGAGAAAACCAGUGCCUGAACUGUGUCAAGGGACAGUGAAGGUAAAGCUCCGAGCUCACCGGGAAUGCCAGAAACUCAAAUCCUGGGAGUUUCAGACCUGUCACUCGACUGUGGACUAUGCCACUUUCUACCGGUCCUGUGUGACAGACAUGUGUGAAUGUCCAGUCCAUAAAAACUGUUACUGCGAGUCAUUUCUGGCAUAUACCCGGGCAUGCCAGAGAGAAGGCAUCAGUGUCCACUGGGAGCCUCAGCAGAACUGUGCAGCCACCCAGUGUAAGCACGGAGCUGUGUAUGAUACCUGUGGUCCCGGCUGUGCCAAGACCUGUGACAACUGGAAUGAGAUCGGUCCAUGCAAUAAGCCAUGCGUCGCAGGUUGCCACUGUCCAGCCAACCUGGUCCUUCACAAGGGAAGGUGCAUCAAGCCAGUUCUUUGUCCUCAGCGGUGACCUUUGUUCUGCUCCUAAGACUUUGAAACCUGGUGUCCUUGACACUGAAGUGGAAGAGCCAAUGAAGGACUGCAGUAUUUGUGUGCUGAUUCUUCAAAUACACACACACACGCACACAGAGUAUAUAUGUGUACAUAUAUAGAUAUAUAGAUAUAUUCAGAAACAUUUCAUCAUUUAUAUAAACUAUAGGUGGAUUAUUAUAUGUAUAUUUUUUGCUAUAAAACAUGUAUUAUUUCUAGGAUCCUAAUCUGUAAGCCAUUGGAUACAUUGUAUAAAUAAGCCAGGUGUUUGUAAUUUAAUAAGGCAGCAUGCAGACAUAUUGGAUGGCUUUAACAUCACGUACAUUUGUCAUUUUUAAGAAAUUUUCUAAGAAACCUAAAUUGCCUGCCUGUAUUAAUUUUAGCUUUGAAUCAAGACUUGCAGUUGAGUGGAAAAUGUGUUUUUCUGGAGAAGGGCAAUGUUAUCUAAGGUCAUUUCAUGCUUCCAAGGAAAGGAAUGUAUGCCCAAGAGAGAUGGCUGGUGAUCGGUGACAGGCCCUAAUGGUGCAUGUAAAGCAAGGGAUAGGUUGUUAGACUUUAUUGGGUCAUGGUCCAAUAUUAGUUCCAAAACCAAUUGGCUAGUUGCCAAGAAAUAUAUAUUUGUCAGUGGAGCAUAACCAAAGAAUUGAAUGGUUUCUUGCCAUCUUUGCAUAUUCCUCGAGUCACCUAAUUAUACAUGUGAGUAUGAUGGAUGUGUCCAUUUAUAUGUCACAGUGAGAUUAAAGAAUGUUUGGGUGACAUGACAGUUUUAUUGAGCAUGAGCAGAUAUUUAGGGAACGUUUUGCACAACAUAUGAAAGAAUAGCCAUUUCUCUGACUCUCAGAGCAAUUGGGGAUGGGCAAAUAUAAUAAGUUGAUGUAAGCCAUCUACAUUUUGUGACUAUUCCAUGUGUAAAAUGAAAAUCAUUAAUUAUUUCUAGAGGAUUCCUAGCCCAGUGCUAUUUGGUGACUGUUAAUAUGUCAUGAUUAUACAAGAAGAAAGCCUUUUCUGACCAGUUGAUUUAAUAUCAGUCCAAACAAAUACUGGUCUCUAAUUUACUGGUACUUUACUACUGGUCAUCACAUGAGGUUCCUGACUUUUGUUUUCAGUUGAGUAAGUGAAAAUGUCAACAAAACAAAACCCUCUGAUGUUUCAAGAUACUAUGUUCCACAGUGUAGUCAAUAAAGGGCUUAAUAUUUAAAACAA